CCUACCUCGACCCUUGCGGCCCUGCCACCCCCGCCGGCCGCUUCCCGCAAUGUGAUCGACGGAGCUCUCUCACCCAUUGUUUGCGCCGAACCACCAACGAUCCGACAGGCCGCCCGGACAACUUCCGUCCGAUACACCAGUCUCCGAUUUUGCCGUCCCCAAGGGCCCGGUCAAUCAGCCCUCCGACCGGCCUGCGCGCGGCCGCCGAGAUCGAUUAGUUGCGACCAAGCAGUUUCAACCGAAGAUCUUCGAUCUUCCAAGCUGACAACCUCCAUUCAACGAAACCAAUGCGCCGAUAACGCUUCGUGAACCUUAUUACUGUAUACAGCCUUAUUAAUAUCUACCAUCACAUAAUCAACCAACAUCAAUGGCGCGAAUACACAUCUUGACCAUCUUCGUCCUCUCCCUUCUCUCCCUCGUCAGCGCCUCCGCCCCAACCUUCUGUAAAUGCACCUGCUUCUCCAACAGCACCAUAAUCCGUCUCGGCCCUCAACCCGAUGACCCAGCCAACAACAAUCCUCAACAACCACCACCGUCCAAACCCACCGCGACCAUGACCGCCACCGCAUCCCCUCCAAACAGCCCACGGUCCCCGAACGAUCAAUCACAAUUUCUCCAUCUCGGUGGAUCCAAACGCGCAGCCUCGUCUUCCUGCACUCAAUGCAACCGCGCCUUCUGCCUGCAAUACAACCUGCCGAUCUGCAAAGACGCCGAAGAGAAGGACGUGACGACGACCUGUUUUCAGCGAGAUAGCAGGAAGGACGAGAUCAUUGUGUGGGGGUUCAUUUUGAGCACGGCGGGACUGCUGGGAUGGGCGGGGGUGAGGAGGGUUUUGGAGAAAGGACGGGUGUCUGGCUUUGGAGGAGGGGGAGGAGGUGCCGGGGGGAGGUCGGGGAGGUCGGGAUUGAUGGGUGGUCUUGGGGGGACUGGUGGUAUUGGAGGCAGUAGAGCCGGUGGGAAUGCCGGUGCUGGUGCUGGUGGCUUGGGAGGGAUUGGAGGGGGGUUAUUCAGGAGGGCUUUCAGCGGGGGAGCAGGAGGGCAAGGGCGAGGAGGAAGAGGAGAAGGAGAAGGAGGUACAGGACAGGGGGCAUAUAGUCCCCUUGGAGGGGAAGGGCGCUGAACUCGGUCAAAUUGUAAGAUGGGGAGAUGAUGAAAUGUUAUGUCUUUUCAUGGUUUGUGUGGGGCGUUAUGGGUUAUGGAUUGGGUUUUUACCAUGAGCCUGAGCGUGCGCGUGGACUGGUUCGUGAAGCGAGUGAUCGAAGUGCAAAUAUGCUACGGAAUAAUAUAACAUCCUCAUGACUUUGGGUCUAUCGGAGAUCUGUCUGAGCCGGCUGAGGUGUGCUGCUUAGUUAUACCUCCUUCUCAGGAUCUGAGCUGAAAGGGCACGGGUGGACUAGCUCAAGAGCUUUAAGCCGUGAACGAUGUGGCUUAUCUGAACUCACUGCUCUCUGAGAGUGAGGACGAUGUGGACAUUGCGCUUCUGAUCAGGUCGCAUAGCGAGAUCACAUAC
Neurospora crassa OR74A is the source of this 1510-nucleotide messenger RNA. RefSeq lists its product as hypothetical. The transcript is spliced from 2 exons. The record is from RefSeq and is a predicted model, not a curated record. NCBI's taxonomy places the organism in Eukaryota, Fungi, Ascomycota, Sordariomycetes, Sordariales, Sordariaceae. Bases 368 to 1120 code for a protein of 250 amino acids.